UUGUUGGGGUGAAGAUGUUGCCAAAGCUUUUGUUUGUUCCCCAAAGCUUUUGAUUUGAAAGCUGUUACGGGAAGCGGUACCAUCUCUGAGGGCUCUUGGAUUGGGGGCAGAGGGAUUUUUUGUCUAUAGCCUAUAUAUCUCGGGAUUCCGGAUUACAUUUUUCGGAAAGAGCAGGAUGGGCUCUGUUUCAAAUCAGGAAUUUACAGGUGGUUGUGCAAAGACCGAAGAGGAGGAAGCGAAGACCGAAGAGGAGGACUGCCAGGUCUUCACCGGCUCUGGCGUGUGUAAAUGGUUCAAUGUGAGGAUGGGCUUCGGCUUUCUCUCCAUGACGAACCGAGAAGGAACCCCGCUCGAGGCCCCGAUCGACGUCUUCGUCCACCAGAGUAAGCUGCACAUGGAGGGGUUCCGCAGCCUGAAGGAGGGCGAGGCAGUGGAGUUCACCUUCAAGAAGUCUGCCAAGGGGCUGGAGUCCCUGAGAGUAAUGGGGCCCGCCGGGGCCUUCUGCGUGGGCAGCGAGAGACGCCCCAAGGGCAAGAGCAUCCAGAAGCGCCGCUCCAAAGGAGACAGUGGUUUUAAAGGGAGCAGUGUGCAGGCGUGGAAACAGACGAGUAUCCCAGAGGCAGGGGGACAGACUGGAGGUGUCGGGAAUAGGCGAUUGCAGAGGUGCUAUAACUGCGGCGGGCUGGAUCACCAUGCCAAGGAGUGCAAGCUCCCCCCGCAGCCCAAGAAGUGCCACUUCUGCCAGAGCAUCACCCACAUGGUGGCCAACUGUCCAAUCAAAGCACAACAAUCAUCGCCCAGCUCUCAGGGAAAGCCCGCCUCUGUGAAGGGGGAGGAGGAAGAGCAGAGCCAAGCCCCCCUGCCGCCGGAGAGCUCGGAGUAACGUUGUGACAUCACAGCGGGGCAGGGGGCAGCUCGGAGUAGGAGCGCCAGUUUCUCACGGGACCCAGAAAGGAUCAACUUCAGAGACAAUAACCUAUUGAUCUUUUAGCUGCUUUUGGAACUACCUCAGGUUUGAAAAUAACGGCUGUUUUUAGGUACUGUUUUAAGGUGUAACAGUCAGUAUAAGGUGUUCUUCACAGUUGCUUUAUUUGAUUAUCUUUUAAGAACCAUUCUUAAAGUGAACAAGAGACCCUAUGAAAUUUUUAACAUUGAUGCCUCAUGUGUUACUGCACAUUUUUAAACCCUUUUGUGGUUGUUUCUAUUUUAUUUUACAAUAUUAUCCUUUUAGUACACUAAACACGUACAUAUGCAAGCAAGGUGUGUUGACCAAGGCUUUAAAAUCUAUUUUAAAAAUGAUCUAUCUGGCACAUCCUAAGUUGAAUGUAAAAUUCCAGCAGUCCCUAAAAGCAUGGACAAUCUGGGGAAGGUUAAAUUACGCAAACGUUCUUGAACUUUUUUCCUUUGUUGGCUGGAAACUUCCGCUAAAGCACUGAAGAGGUCCGGGUCCGGUAAAUGUGUGUAUGUUGAACACAGCCCUGGUCACUUUGUGAUAUACCGUUGGACACGACUGGCCAUCUGCAUUUUCAGCAGAGUUUCAUGCUGGUUGAGGCAGUAUAGAAAAAAAAUAUAUCAACUUGACUGUUACACCUUGCUGCAGUACAGUACCACCAAUACAGAUGCAGAGUUCUUGGAUUGAAGCCAUUAUAAAUCAAUCCAUGUAUGAUCUAGAUGGUUGAUUCAUCCAGGCCUUCCUGUGUCUGUAGGUGGUGACUGGUAAUUUGCUGAUAGCCACAUAUGUUCAAUUGAUUGUAUAAGGGCCAAAUGAAUGUUUUGUGUUGUGUUACAUAGCCAUACCCUUCGGUUAAAAAUGUUGGAGAAUCUGAAUGUUUUGAUUGGUUAAAUUGGACUCCGUUUUGGCUUGAUCUGCUUUGCUUUUGCGCAGGGAUAGAAGAAGCGGGGUGAAACCAGUUUUGCUAAUUGUCAAGUUUCAGCGAUGCAACGUAGCAGUGCCAGGUUAAAGCUCGCAUUUGCCUUUGUGCAUGAUGUGCUUUGGCUUGCGUGUCUGCUGUUGCAAAACUACCAAGCAGCACAUGAUGCAUUAAACAGAACAAACCUACAGAAACAUGGAAGUUCGUUUUCUAAAUUCAGCAUUGCUUCAACCCGCAAUGACACUCAAUGCUCUAAUGUUUUGUAGUUUACAUUUGCGGAUUGCAGGAUGUGAUCUGGAAGCUGCUUUUGCCCAUCUUGUGGGCAAAAGGAGCGUGCAGGAAUUGUCUAACACAUUGUCCUUGAUGGGCUAUCCCAGUUCGUGGAUGAGUUGGCUUGUCUGGUCUGGGCAGUUUAGCAAGCAGAGCUGCCUGUUUCAGGAGGAGCACAGGGCUUUUCAUCACAUUUAACUUUUAACUUGUAUUUUUUUCAGAACAUUUUGAAAUGCUUUAAAUCAUUAUUUAUUUGUUCCUAUGUUGGCUUUCAUUCUCCCUGCUUGUUCUCUGUCCAGACACAAUGACGAGGCUCAAGUCACGAUCAAUUCAUGAUUCAGGAAACUGAUUUCUAAUCCAAAGUUUCAAAAGCUGCCUCGCUGUCAACGUGCAGUCGUUCCCUUACUUUUUUAUAAUUAUUAAUAUUAUUAUUAUUUCAGCCACACUUCAUUUGAUUUCUCCAACCCACAAAAUACAUCUUCCCCCAGUUGGGGAGCUGUCUAUGCCAAGACCAAUGCAAUGUUACUCUGCACUAAUCAUGCGUGUAAGAUGCAUUUUAUCUUUAAUAUAAAUAUUUGUUCUGUAUUUUUGUAUAUUUUAAAGAAAACCUAAGAUCCUUAUAACUGCAAUGUUUUUCUCAGGAAAUAGGAAACUGAAACUCAGGGAAAUCUCAAAAUGGGCUGUGUACUUAGUGAGUUUUGGUGGGAUGGGCGUGGUGAAGCAAUCGCAGACCUACCGAUUACCAGACAGGCCCUUUUAUUAGCACAAAGUGGCGAUGGAUUUAGUUUAGCACAUUCGUCUUUCACUGCAUUGUUGGCAAUGCCUGCCUCUCAGGACAUGCAGAGCAUCAUCCUUCAACUCCAGCUGCCCUGUCCUAUUCACAUCACUAAUCACAAGUAGAAGUCACAUCCCCACUGGAACCUAUUAGCAGCAACUACACUUCUAAUAUCACUGAUCACAGAUCUCACAAUGUGUGACAAAGUAUUCAGGGUGCCUGGCGUGCUUAUUGAGCAGCAGGGUUCAGGGAUAAGCCUGCCUUCGUGCUCCGGGAUCCACGAGCUGUCUGGGGCACUGGUAGAGCUCCUGUUGCUUUUGCUAAACCCACCCAAUUCUUUUUGACACAUUUAUAGUGGAACCUCUGAAAUUGUUAGGUUAGUGUGUUUUUUUUGUGAUUUUUUUUUUUUGUAUUGAAAAUGAAAAAAAACCUGCGUGUUUAUCCAAAGAUGUGAAAAAAAUUGCUUUAAAACAAAAAAAGUCUGAUUGUGCAUUAUUGUUUUUAAAAGAGUAAGUGCAACACACAUCAGUUUUCAUUACUAUAUUAAACUGCAAAGCUGUGAAUACCCAUAUAUAUGGUUCAAUAACAACUGUAGUUUCCUAUGUUUAAGCCUGCAGUUUGUGAUUAGGUACAUUAUUUUGGAUCCACUAUCCAGAGAUGAAUGAGAGCCAAUAUAUAUAGAGAGAGAGAUUGAUAGAUAGACACUCUAUUGUCACAAAGAACAAUCUUGUUUUGUUACAGUUUAAAUGGCUCAUCACCUAUUCUAUGUAGUUUUUUGCCACGAGGGCCAGUAAUCUGUUUGGCAGCUAAAAGGGAGACCCCCCCUGCCUCAAUCAGGCUGCGUCAGACAUUGUGAAACCCUGUGUAUUGUUGCACUCUCUCCUUUGUAUAGUGUUCCUGUACAGAUACUACUCUAUGUUUUGUAUUAUAUGAUGGUUAUUAUUGUCUGUCAUCUGUAGAGUGGGGCUAAUACAGGUAGUUGUGAGCAGCAGGACACUAUGGGGAAUGGUGCGUUGAAAUAGACGUGACAGAUCUGCACAAUAAACACCAUUGAGAUGUGAACUAAAGCACAGCUGUAAGGCUACUCAUAAAACAAGGUGAUCUUCAAAAACUGCCUGUUUUGCAGCACAACAUAGACUCCCCACACAGCCCCAGCAUUGUAUUUGAUCUGUAUACUACUUCUUAAAAGAGCAUGGUAUUUCCCUGUGUUUAACAAUUUAAACCAAUAAGACUCAAAGUACCUUUUUGAAUUGAUUCAUCUUAAAACCAUAUAAAACAGCUCUGUUUAUGAAUUACAUGUUUAUUUGCAUUUCCAAUUAAUUGGAUCAAGUGCGACAAUAAAAGUACUUUUAGAGGAUCAUUCUGAAAGUUCUCCCCCAACCUGGGCAUUUCCACUCAGUUUUAACGCAUCCCUCCCUGCCUGUCUGUGCCUGCUGUGUGCUAGUUAGUAUUGUAUUGAGGUGGCGGGUUUAUUUUUUAAAGAAAUUUUAAGCAAUCUAUACAGAUCUACCUCAGGAUAUUGUAAUUUGUAAAGGACAGUGGCGCUGAGCUCCACUGGGUAUAUCCGGUGGGUUCCAUUGUGUGAAAUACAACUGGAACGUUGUCCUUUUAUUUUGUAGUUGUGUGUUUGUUUUAGAUAGUAGUAUUCUUUUCAUUGAGUUCAUGUAAUAACGUUUUCCAAACAUUCACGGUACAAGUAUUUAUGUGUAAAACCCUGUUCUAACCCAUAUAGGACAUUUUGAGAUCCAUUUUUAUUUUCAAAAAGGAUUUUGCUACACUGCUUACUAUUGCACUGGUACCGGCCCAGUUCUUGUGCCGUGUUUGGAAUUUGGAAGAUGACAGCCAUGUUGGUCCAUGGCCUAACUGACGGCAUGUUAAUCAGUGUCGACAUUCUCCAUGUUGUCAGGUCUGGUGCUCUGACAACCCAGAUUCAAGAAUAGCUGCUCCUCGUCUCUUACCAAACCCUCUGAUUUUACUGUACGACAGUCACGACUGUAAAAGAGAACCUGUUCUUAGUUAGCCGUACCCCGUAAAGAAAAGUAUUUGAAUUGAUACAACAGUUAACACAGUGGCACUCUGUGUCCAACACCAUCAGGACUACAUGUGCAUUGUCCUGUACCCGACUCAGAUACAUUUCUGAUUUCUUUUGCUGUGCGUUUCUAAACGGUGAAACUGGGAGGGCUGGCUGGAGAGGCCUCUGCCUUGUAACAGAACCGCGCUAUUGAGUUCUCUUCUAAUCAGUGUUGUUAACAAACCGAGGGAAAAAGCCAAAGCUUGAACGAGAAAAGGGUUUUACUCCAGUAGACUAAACGGGUUGUUUGGGAACAGUGCUGCUGGUUUUAGAAAUGCAAUUGGGAAUGAAAAAUAUCUACGAGAACAAGUAGAAUUGUGAACUACAGUCCACCCGCAUAGAAUGUCAAGAAAUAUAUUUCAGCAUAUUACAUGAGCCAAAUAUCAAAUAUUGCAACAGAUUUUGAUUAUGUAUUGCAGUAUUGUUAUAUUCAGAGUAUAUUUUUAAAUUAAAAUUGAAAUCUGAAUGUAUUCCAAUAUAUGAACUAGGGCGGUUUUUAUUAUUGCAACAUACGUCUGAGAGAAAUAUUUCAAUAUAUGACAUGUUCCAUGUUAAAUAUUGAACAUAUUUUUUAAAUUGUGUCCCAUCCAUGUAUGUCGGCUCUUUCACUUUUAAAUGACCUGGAAUUUCUGUGCAGGGAGUUAAAUAAACCAGCAAUGCCCUGCUGUACAAAAACACUCCUGCUUGUUAUACACCAUGUAACCUAAAAAUGUAACUUUCAUUUUAAACUAUACUCAGGGUUACUUAAGCACAAGUUAGAAACACGUAUGCCUUGCACAGAGGCACACGUGCGUGUGUUUUUCUGUAUGUGUGUGCUGUUUUUUUUUUCAUUAGUAAGUGGUGUGUGUUCUAUUGGCGUACAAUACCUAAUUUAAAAUCAAAAGAUUGUAUAUAAAGUGACUGAAGAGUGUAGCUGUGUUUACUGCUCUAAACCAAAGGUUUGUGUAAAGCUCCCACGUCUGAGGUGUCUUUCCCUUUAGCUUCUUUCUUAAUAACCCAUUGGACAACCUUGAACAAGGUAGGGUCGUGGUGAUUUUUUAAAUUUCAUUUUAUUUUUAAGCAUGCAUUACAAAGAGAACUGUGACUAAGAUGUUUCCUAGUGUUUACAAAAUCCAAACAUUUUUUUUUUUUAGUUAAUAAAAAGUUUGUCUGGUGUUUACAA
Molecule: messenger RNA, 6149 nt
Organism: Acipenser ruthenus (sterlet)
Lineage: Eukaryota; Metazoa; Chordata; Actinopteri; Acipenseriformes; Acipenseridae
Product: protein lin-28 homolog A-like
Exons: 5
Coding region: 176-883 (235 amino acids)
Molecular function (GO): zinc ion binding; nucleic acid binding
Source: RefSeq, a predicted model, not a curated record